AUGUACUUGAAGGUACUUCUUCAGGAAAUAUGGCGCUCCGGCAUCGAUUGGGAUGAGCACAUAGAGAAGCAACAUUACACUAAAUGGCGGCACUGGCUCAGUUUUUUGCGAAGACUGGAAACCGUAUCUAUUCCCCGUUGUUAUCGAAGAGCCGUGACAGAUCGUGAAUUCUGCGAAGUUCAAUUGCACGAUGCGAGCGAGAACGGCUAUGCAGCCGUUGCAUACUUCCGGUGUCAGGAGAAAGAAAACAUCGAGUGCGCCCUUAUAACGUCAAAAACUCGUGUUGCCCCAUUACGUCUCGAUACCCCGUCUAGAGCUCCAAGCAGCUGUAAUCGAAUUGAGACUGGCUAA
Uranotaenia lowii is the source of this 351-nucleotide messenger RNA. RefSeq lists its product as uncharacterized. The transcript has a single exon. NCBI's taxonomy places the organism in Eukaryota, Metazoa, Arthropoda, Insecta, Diptera, Culicidae. The record is from RefSeq and is a predicted model, not a curated record. Bases 1 to 351 code for a protein of 116 amino acids.